CCAAUCCAAUUUCUACCAGAAAUGCUCUUGGCCUUAUAAUCGAGAAUUCAAGUAAUUUAGCGGCGGGGGGAAAUUGAUACGUGCGAUUCAAUGGUUUCUGCUGGAAUUGGAAUUGCAGAUAGAAUUCAGACCGCAGCGAUUCCUCCUACUGUGUUUUUCUCGAACUCUUGCAGUAACGGAUCUCAAUUUCUUAAGCAGCGGAGCUUAUACUCAUCUAGCCAGCGCAAGCGCCUCAGGAAUCUCAAAGCUCAUUCGUCACGACGUAUUGUUUAUGCUGCACAGUUCGAGUUCUUGAAAGUUGUCCAGACGGUAUGGAAGGUUGGGAAGGAUGGAGUCGACGCGGGAACUAACAUGGUGCCUGCUGUUGUUCCGAGGCCAAUAGCAAGGGCGGCUGUUGCCGUUGCGGCAGCCAUGGCGGGGCUCUUUGUGCUCAAGUCAUUCCUGUCUACAGCAUUAUUUGCUCUGGCAGUGAUGGGACUGUGUUAUUUCACAUUCAUAGCAUUGAAUAAGAAUGAAGGUCCAAAAGGGAAUGGAGGAACCACUUCUGUUGAAGACAGUCUUGAAGAAGCUAGAAGAAUCAUGGACAAGUACAAAUAGAAUUCUUUAUUUUAAUUUAAAUGUAAUAUAUAUAUAUAUGAUAUAUAAAUUUUGUUGCAUAAUUUACUAUUGCAUCA
Andrographis paniculata is the source of this 674-nucleotide messenger RNA. RefSeq lists its product as uncharacterized. The record is from RefSeq and is a predicted model, not a curated record. The coding region runs from base 91 to 597 and encodes 168 amino acids. NCBI's taxonomy places the organism in Eukaryota, Viridiplantae, Streptophyta, Magnoliopsida, Lamiales, Acanthaceae. The transcript has 4 exons.